Messenger RNA from Daphnia magna, 906 nucleotides. RefSeq names its product inner membrane protein YedI-like. The transcript has a single exon. The record is from RefSeq and is a predicted model, not a curated record. Bases 1 to 906 code for a protein of 301 amino acids. Gene Ontology annotation, cellular component: plasma membrane. NCBI's taxonomy places the organism in Eukaryota, Metazoa, Arthropoda, Branchiopoda, Diplostraca, Daphniidae.
AUGGCGGGCGGUAGCUUACUGGCUUUAUUAGAUGAUAUUACGUUGAUUUUGGAUGACGUCAGCGCCAUGACCAAGGUGUCGGCGCAAAAAACCGCUGGCGUUUUGGGCGAUGAUUUGGCGCUCAACGCGCAGCAAGUCUCUGGCGUCACCGCCGAUAGAGAGUUGCCCGUGGUGUGGGCGGUGGCCAAAGGCUCUUUAUUAAACAAAACGAUUUUGGUGCCGCUGGCCUUAUUGCUUGGGUAUUUUGCGCCGUUCUUGGUAACGCCUUUGUUGAUGGUGGGCGGGGCGUAUUUGUGCUUUGAAGGCUUUGAAAAAGUGGCGCACACCGUGGUCAAAAACCGCCGCAAGGAUGAGGCACAUCGCGAGGCGCUGAUUGAGGCGGUGACCAAUGAAAACGUCGACAUGGUCGCGUUUGAGAAAGACAAAGUCAAAGGCGCGGUGCGCACGGAUUUUGUGCUCUCGGCUGAGAUUAUUGCAAUUACGUUGGGGGUUUUGCAGGCCAAUCAAAUGCCAUUUUUAAAUCAAGUGCUGGUGCUUGUUGCGGUGGCUGUGCUGAUUACGGUGUUUGUGUAUGGUUUGGUGGCGGUGAUUGUAAAACUCGAUGAUGUUGGGUUUUAUUUGCGCGGCAAAACAACGCAGUUUGCGCAAAAAAUGGGCGCGUUUUUGUUGUGGGUGACGCCGCAUUUGAUGCGCACACUCUCGGUUGUUGGGACGUUGGCGAUGUUUACUGUGGGCGGCUCGAUUAUUGUACACGGUUUGCCGUUUAUGCACCACUUUAGAGAGGCGCUUGGCGGGUUGGCUGGUUUUGUGUUUGAUGGCGUGUUUGGUUUAUUGGUUGGCGCAGCGGUGUUGCUGCUUUUGUUGUCGGUUAAAAAAAUUGCGCCCAAAUCGAAAGCGGGCGCUUGA